UGUAAACAAUGUGUGUGUUCUGACUGCUGGAUUACAAAGGGACGUGUGUGUGUGUGUAUAUAUAUUCUGGUGUGUGUGUGUGUGUAUAUAUAUUCUAGUGUGUGUGUGUGUGUGUGUAUAUAUAUUCUAGUGUGUGUGUCAUCAUGGUUCUGCUAAGACGGACGGUGAGGCCUCGUCACCUUCUGCUGGCGGCCAUGUUGGCUCUGCUCCUCUUCUUCUGGCUCCCUCAGGGUGGAGAAAGAGACUGUGGCAGCGCUGGGCAGCCAUGUUUGAAGUCUUUACGGCAAAAGGCUGCGCCCCCAUUGGUCGCUGCUGAAGCCCCGUCCCUCAUUAAGGAGUGUCCCGGCCAAUCGUUUCAGGCCAAGCUUCUGCUGCAGUAUUUAAAGCUCAGCCUGAGCGACGCUGACGACGUCCUGCUGGAGCCGUACCUGCAGAGCUGGGAUCAGCUGCUCAAAUUCAUGAAAUCCCUCGGGACGUUGAUCAGUUUAUUCUCCGGUAAAGUGACGGAGAAAGUUGUAGUGAUACAGGAGCUGUCACUCAAACACAGCGCAAAGGAUCAUGGGAAACGUAGUCCAUUAACCCCAGCGUCGUUCGGACUAAAAACAGGGGCGUAUCGUUCGCUCAGAUCCAUGGUGGAGGCGGAGCUUAAAGAGGGCGUGGUCGACUAUUCCCGCCGCUCAGACUCCGGCUGCCGGACGCUUCUUCGACUUCACCGAUCGCUGCUCUGGCUGAAACUCAUGCUGGAGGGUUUGGCCAAAGGACCGGACGCUGACGGACAAUUCAAAACACCUGGAGAGCUGUGCAGAGACGCCUACAUCGUGGCCCUGGCCCCCCACCACCCCUGGGUGCUGCGUCAGGCGGCAGAGUUCGUGUUCCUCGCCCUGCCGGAGCGACAGUACUUCCUGCAGCUGGUGUGUGUUCAGACCCAGCAGGAGGCCGCGCCCAUCCUGCAGAUCAUCAUCAACGCUCUGGAGCUCGUGCACACGCAAACGCAGCGAAUCCUCGCCCAACACGACAUGCUCGAGCUGCCCUGAACGCACCACGACAGACAAAAAGAAACCAGAAACACGUGGAA
Molecule: messenger RNA, 1075 nt
Organism: Trematomus bernacchii (emerald rockcod)
Lineage: Eukaryota; Metazoa; Chordata; Actinopteri; Perciformes; Nototheniidae
Product: ceramide-1-phosphate transfer protein-like
Exons: 6
Coding region: 144-1034 (296 amino acids)
Biological process (GO): ceramide transport; intermembrane lipid transfer
Cellular component (GO): cytoplasm; membrane; cytosol
Molecular function (GO): ceramide 1-phosphate binding; ceramide 1-phosphate transfer activity
Source: RefSeq, a predicted model, not a curated record